Parnassius mnemosyne (clouded apollo) is the source of this 2973-nucleotide messenger RNA. The record is from the annotation of a GenBank genome assembly. Lineage: Eukaryota; Metazoa; Arthropoda; Insecta; Lepidoptera; Papilionidae.
AUGAGUUUUAAUCUUGACGAUCCUUUAGCUGGUAUUUUAAGCGAUGGAAGUGAUGAUAGUUUUUUCGAUGAUGAUGUAUUGGGAAAAAAGAAAUCACUUAAGAAGAAAAGCACACCAAUCGUUGAAAAGAAAAACAUUUUAUUUGAUUUAAAUAAUAGUAGUAGUAAAAUUAAGCCAAAUGAUUUCAAUCCUGAUAAAGUCAAUAAGCCUCUCACAAAAGCUGAUGAUUCCGAAAUAUUAGUAAAAGCUGACAGUCAGAAGCCUCAUUCUUCAUCAUUUAAAUAUGAAACUACGAAAGAAGCUAAAAAAAUUGAUUUUCCUGAUUCUAUCAGCGUAUUAAAUGAUAAAGCUGAUACAAAAUCACCUUUGAAAACUAAAGCUGGCACAAGUUUUGACAAAAUAGAUAUAUUGGAUGAAUUAGUGGGAACUAAGAAAGAACAAGUAAAACCUUUAGAUAAAGGAAAAGGAUCGCAGUCUAUAUUAGACGAUAUUUUAGGAAAACCUGCUCCAAAAUUAAAUCUUACAGCCAAAUCAACAACAAAAAAUCAAGAAUAUAAUUUGAAUUCUAUUCUCGGCAAAAACGAACCUAAGGAAACAUUGUCAACAAAAAAGACUAAUUCAGUAAAUAAAUUACAACAAAAUGAAUCCAUUAAACAAAAACAAAAAAAAUCGAAUGAAGAUUGGUUAGGCAUUUUUCAAGAUAAAGAUGAGAGACAAGAUAUUGAGGAGGAUAGUACUGAAAUGCCGUCUUGGUUGGGAGGAAGUAGUUUGAAAACAAAGACGUCUGAUAAAGAUAAUAAAUCACGGAAUCAAAAAGAAGUUGAAGAAACGUUACAUAAUCCGCAGGCAAACGAAAAUGAAAUUGCAACUAAUGAGCAGACGGUAAAAGAAAAGAUUAAGGAAAUAAAAUCAGACAGAGGUUUAGAAAAAAUCAUAACUACAGUACCUGACAUUGUUGAAGUGCAAAAAGACACUGAAGACGUUACGAUGCAGGGAGCAGCUGUUUAUUUACAACAACAAGAAGCACAGUUAAUGGUUGCUUUACAAUUAAAAGCUCAAGACGAAAAACUUGCUGCAAUGCAACAGAAGCAAAAGGAAGCUCAACGAGUUCAACGUGAAGCCGCUCUCGCCCAGCACGCACAAUUGGACGCCAUGCUGCAGCGGCAAGCAAAUCACAGACUUCAGAUGCAAGCUAUAAUAAACGCACAUCAAGAUCGCAUUGCACAAAGAAUAAAGGAACUCUUAGGAUCAAAUGAUGUCGUGCAAGAUGACGCUAAUGAUCCAGCAUACAAUUCUGAAACUGGUUUUAAAGGCAAUGAAGAAAGUCCUCGUAAUAAAGAGAAGAAGCAAUUACUGCAAUUAAUUCAAUCACUGCAAGAAAACCACGAUAAGGAAAUAAACUUAAUGGAGACAUCAUAUAGAAGACAACUUGCAUAUUUAGAAAUUUCUUUGAGUCAAACAGAAGAAAGAAUGAAAGAAGAGAGCGAUAAAGUGGUAAAGUUUUAUAUGGAGAAAAUCAGUUGGCUGGAAGAGCAUCACCAACUUUAUAAAAAAUGGAUGGAAGAAAACACUUCUUCUUUGAUUGAACGGUAUAAUGCGGAAAAAGAAAUGCUGCGACACCAACAUUUAGAGGAUGUAAACGUAUUACAGGAGCACCAUUCCGCGCUCAUGGAGAAUAUAAAAAACGCUGUAAAACAGGAGCAAGUUUUAAUCCAAGACUCAGCGGGAUUUUCUACAGAUAUGCAACAUUUAAUAGCAGAUAUAAAAGAGAAUAAAUUAAAAUGUCAGCAACUAGUAGAAAAAGUUGAAACGUUGACUGGCAAUACACAGCGUGAUACAGAAAGGAGUUUGCAGCUGCGCGAGACCCAAGUUAAUGAUAUGAUAGAGCAAUUGAAAAAAGAGCGAGAGUAUUUCGAAAAAGAAAAAACUGAAAGUAAAGAUAUGAUCCACAUGCUCGAAGUAAGACUGAAGCAAAUGACAACGAUGAUCGAAGAAGAUUCGAUCUCUCUGAAACAGAAGAAAAUGGAAUUCGAAUUCGAAAAAGCAACGUUCAGUAAACAAACGGAGUUUGCUAAGACUGUUCUUAAGAAGCAAGAUGAAGAAAUAAAGAUGCUUAAAGAGGAUUUACAAAAAGAAUAUCAACAGAAAGUCGAUAAAAUUAACGAGGAAAAGGAGAAAGCAAUAAAAGACACUGCUAUUAUUGCAAAAGAGAAAGCUUCUAUAUUAAGUAUAAAGAUGGACCUCGAGAAAACAAAGGCUGAACUGCAAGCCCAGUUAGAAGAAAUCACCGAGGAGCGGUCAAAAUUGAAUCUAGAAAAGCAAGAAUUACAUUUGGAAGAGCAACGGAUAAUAGCGAAGAGUAAAGAUGUAGAAAUGCUGACUAAAGCGGCCAUAGAGAAACAAUCUCAAGCUGAAAAGAAGUACGCAGAAGCAGAGAGCCAACAAAGAAGGUACGAAGAGAGAAUACGUCGCAUACAAGAACAUGUGGUAUCUUUGAAUGCGAGAGAAAAACAGAUCGCUAGAGAGAAGAUCGUGUUGUCUCGAGAAAGGAUCAGUCUGCAUAAUGAUUGGAAGCAAAUGGAGAGUAGGCAACAAUGCUCGUUAUGUCGUUCCAUGCCAAGAACGCCUCAGUAUAAUUUUGAAUCCACAUACCAUUCGCAGACUUAUGACGUGCCCGUGUCUAGAGACUAUGGUGAAGCUAAUGUCAGCCAUGCUUUGAGUGCAAUAGAGCAGGAAAUGGCUCAUCUUAUGGGUAGGACGUUUAGUUUGAAACACGACAGUGGGUUGGUUAAUUUAACCGGACAAGAUGUAAGACAUUCCAAUGAUGUAGAAGAUGAAGGUGAGCAUUUGGAACCGACGGAAACAGGAACUUUUAAGGACCACAUGGAUCCAAAGUUUAUGAUGUUACGACUCGAUGUUCAAAAAGUAAUCAAUAAAAUAGAAGGGAAAGGAGGCUCAGUAGAUAAGAAAUAA